AUGGAUCUUUUUGGCGAGUCUAGUGACUCAUCGAGCGCAAAGCUCGACAUUCGAACGCGACCCGAAGAAUCGCUCAACCAUUUCACCAUCAACAAAGAGUUUGCCGAGCGGUAUCUGCACAACAAGCAGCGCGCCGAGAUUCACCAGCUCGAAGCAAAGUAUGGCAAAGAUGCGCUCGCUUCCGACGACCAAGAUUCGGAAACUGAUUCAGAGAGCGACGUGACCGAGGACGAGGACGGAGAUCAGGUCAAUGCCAAUGUAGAUGCUGCCAUCUUCCGCACUCUUCAGCGUAUUCGUAACAAGGAUGCGGCUCUGUAUGAUUCCAACACCGACAUCUUUGCGCAAGAGGCCGAAGCAGCCGAACGAGCCGCGCGGCUGUCUGGCUCGUCUUCGGUGGCUCCCAAAAAGGCAGGCACCACGAAAAAAGAAAAGAAGGUCACUCUGCAAGACUACCAGAGGCAAAGGGUGCAGGAGUUGAUCGAGACGACAGACAACCCUGCUGAGGCUUUGGCAGAGGCGACCAUGAGCGAUCGUGUAAAAGGCAUCUUGGAUCACGACGAGGAUGGCCCAAUGCCGUUUGCUCAGGAACAGGAAGAGUUGCGCAAGGAGGUCUCGCAAGCCUUUCAUGCUGGCAUUGACGAUCAAGACGAUCUGUUUGUCAAACGGUCCGAAGCUCAAAAUGGCGAUGCUUCCUCUUCCUAUCGAAACGCGGUCAUCGCAUCGCUUGGACCAAAUGCGGACGAAGAGACCAUUCGCCAAGCCAUCCGCCACAAUCAGCCUCACCAAGCAUCCGCGUCCACUUCUGUUCUCGCCGACGCCGAUAACGACGAAAAGAAAAACGAAGACUUUCUGCUCAACUACAUCCUAAAUCGUGGCUGGAUUGACAAGUCUGCCGACGAGGCACGGCCGGUCAAACCUCGACUCACCAAGGCUAAUUUGAAGAGCAAAGAUGAUGGACACGCUGCCGAGGGAAACGCGGGCAACAACCGAGUCGCCACAGAUCAUGCAUACGGUCGUGACUGGGAGGCAGAAGCUGCCGAGCUCGAAUCCGAGGCAUCUUUCGAUUCGAUGGCUGAUGCUUUCGAGACCGCCUACAACUUCCGCUUCGAGCAAGGACCCGAGUCGCUCACCAUCCCCACAUACUCGCGUACGCCCAAGGACUCGGCACGUCGUGAGGACAACACGCGUAAGCGUAAGCGAGAAGAGCGUACAGCACGCAAAGAAGAAGAGAAGCGACUCAAGAUGCAGGAACUCUCGCGACUAAAGAACCUCAAGAGGCAAGAGAUUGUCGAUAAACUCAAGAAGCUUCGCGAGGUGACUGGAUCGAGUGGCGUCGAUCUCGACAAUCUGGAUCUGGAAGCAGACUUUGAUCCGGACGCGCACGACCAAGCGAUGCAAAAGGCAUUUGGCGAUCAGUACUACGGAGAGCAAGACGACGAGAAGCCGAGCUGGGAUGAUGACAUCAACAUCGACGACAUCAUUGCUGAUCACGAGGCUGCUACCCCAUCUUCGAGCAAGAAGAACAAGAAGAACAAGCAGAGUCAUGCGGAUGAUGAGCAUACGAUCGAGAUGGACGCUGAUUUCAUGCAAGACGGCGAUGCUGUGGAUGGUCAAGGUAGUGCGGCUGCUGGAUCGAAAGAAGCCGCAUUGCGCGCGCGACUCGCCGACAACAAGCUGAGCAAGAAGGAACGUAAGAAGCUCAAGAAAAAACUCAAAGCUGCUCUUUCGAAAUCGUCCAGCACGGCCAACGGCGAUGAUGACUCGGACUCGGACGCCGAAGCCGGCGCUAACGGUGUCGAUGUUUCGGCCAUGGAUGCCGACACGGUCGCACCCACCCCGUCCUCUUCGUCGGAUAAGAAAGCCAUGGCCAAGGAAAUGAUCGACUCGUACUACAACCUGGACUACGAAGACAUGAUCGGUGACCUCCCCACGCGAUUCAAGUACACGCAGGUAGCACCCGCCGACUACGGCAUGUCGGCGGUUGACAUUCUGUUGGCAGAUGACGAACAGCUGAAUAGCGUUGUUGGGUUGAAGAAUCUGCAACCGUACAGGAGGGGUAAGAAUCGACCGAUGGAUCUGGGCAAGAAGCUGGGCCAGUUCAGAAAGGAUGUCUACGGAAACACAUCCAAGACAGCCGAUGGAGAGGAUAAGCCGGGCAAGAAGAGAUUGGGUAAGAAGGAGAGGAACCGGCUCAAGGCUGCAGCGGAAGCAGAGGAGAAGAAAGGCUGA
Mycosarcoma maydis (corn smut) is the source of this 2229-nucleotide messenger RNA. RefSeq lists its product as uncharacterized. Bases 1 to 2229 code for a protein of 742 amino acids. The record is from RefSeq and is a predicted model, not a curated record. The transcript has a single exon. Gene Ontology annotation, cellular component: nucleolus; 90S preribosome. Gene Ontology annotation, biological process: endonucleolytic cleavage in ITS1 to separate SSU-rRNA from 5.8S rRNA and LSU-rRNA from tricistronic rRNA transcript (SSU-rRNA, 5.8S rRNA, LSU-rRNA). NCBI's taxonomy places the organism in Eukaryota, Fungi, Basidiomycota, Ustilaginomycetes, Ustilaginales.